GUGCUUGCCGCCGCGGCCGCCGCGGCGCUGCUGUCGCAGCCGAUGGAGCCCGCCGUGGCGAAGGACGUGCUGCUGUCGGCCACCGCGGACCCGAACGAGAACAUCGCGGCGCCGCUGAUCGACAACUCGAACCUGGUGAAGGGCGUGCCGUUCGCAGGGGAGAACGCCCCGCGGUACGCGCCGCAGACCUCCCAGUCCGAG
Prorocentrum cordatum is the source of this 201-nucleotide messenger RNA. The record is from the annotation of a GenBank genome assembly. Lineage: Eukaryota; Dinophyceae; Prorocentrales; Prorocentraceae.